Messenger RNA from Fopius arisanus, 882 nucleotides. Its product is annotated as apolipoprotein D. Gene Ontology annotation, cellular component: cytoplasm. NCBI's taxonomy places the organism in Eukaryota, Metazoa, Arthropoda, Insecta, Hymenoptera, Braconidae. Gene Ontology annotation, molecular function: lipid binding. Gene Ontology annotation, biological process: lipid metabolic process; response to reactive oxygen species; lipid transport. The record is from RefSeq and is a predicted model, not a curated record.
UAUCCGGGCUGCCGAUAAUGUAGAUCAAUUGCGCCGUAAUGCUAGAGUGAUUUUCCAACAACAUGUUCCUGAGAAUUUUUUGGAAUUCUUUCGUAAUUCACAGACAAUUAAUGAAUUGCAAUAUUGCUCGAUAGUUUUUUCUUUCAAACGAUAACGGCGCGGCUUGACUUUGAACAUUGUGUCACUUGUUGCUCUGAUAAUGAGGAAGUCAUAAUAAAAAGAAGUCCAGUACAAUAUUAUGCCAUCAGUUCUUUCCCAGCACCGGUAUCGAACGCACGCGGUCAAUCAGCAUUAAUAUUUAGUUGUUGUUAAUCAUCUGCACUGCAAAAUGUUGGGAGUUACUUUGACUCUCGCUGGCCUAUUCUCUGUUGUUGUUGCUCAAGUCCCCGGUUUCGAGGGUUGUCCGGAUGUUGAGACCAUUUCGACAUUCGAUGUAGAAAAUUACAUGGGGAAAUGGUACGAGCAAUACAGAUACUUCAUGAUUUUUGAAGCUGGCGGUAAAUGCGUCACGGCUAAUUACUCCCUAAAUAAUGACGAAACAGUCAAGGUUGUCAACGCGCAAGUCAAUUCGUUCACCCAAUUCGCUUGGAUUUUGACGAGAGAGCAGAAUCCUCCACAGGAUGUUAUUGAGAAAGCUAAGGAUGCCUUCAAAAAAAAUUCCAUUAGCGUUGAUCUCUUCCUGAAGACCAAUCAGGAAAACUGUUAAUAAGCACCAGCACCAACAAAAAAUGUUUUUCAAUUGUCCGCACGCUCUACCCUGUAUUUAAAAAAUAGUCAUUAAAAAUCUGUCAUUCACCGGAAAUCAGAUUUUUACGAACAUCUGAUAAUAUUCUGAUACUACAUCUGAUAUUAUUUUACAAUACAUUUCAAAAAUCCGGGAAA